UUUUUCUUUGUGAAAGUGAAUGCGAUAGCAAUACUUGAGGAUAUAGGGGAAAGUGCGAAAAAAGAGGCAAGUACGAUAUGUUAUCGAAUUUCAACGUUAGAAAGUUGAACAAAACACACCUGAUAUACACUGGCUCCGUAGACUCCAUCGUCGAUGUGGACGAUAAUCUAAAAGUGCAUGGCAUAACUGCUAUGAAGGGAUCGAAUGGACGUUACAGCACACUCAUUGAUAUAAAAUUGAAGGCUUGUGACGUGGCCACAAUAUUUUUCAAGGACGUUGUUCUCUCGGCCGCUCAUUACUGCAAUAUAUCAUUCGUAUGUCCCAGAGAAAGGGUUCAAUGUCAUUUCAAGGAUUUAAUUUUCAAUUUGAAACUGAACAAUAUGCCAGGUAUACCGUAUGGUGACUAUUGGGUGGAAUUCACAGCACUCAGAACAUUACCUUAUGCUCUUGAGGAGAGAAUAGCAUGUAUUAGAAUGUAUGGAGCGGUAAAGAAGCAAAGUUCUCUACCCUAGACGAACAAAAAAAGAAGAGUUUAUCAUAUAAUACAUAUAAUUCCUAAUGAGAAUCAUUUGAUGAAAUUGGCAAUAAAUUCAUUCUUGUUUUCUGGGUGAAAA
Nilaparvata lugens (brown planthopper) is the source of this 614-nucleotide messenger RNA. RefSeq lists its product as uncharacterized. Lineage: Eukaryota; Metazoa; Arthropoda; Insecta; Hemiptera; Delphacidae. The transcript has 4 exons. The record is from RefSeq and is a predicted model, not a curated record. The coding region runs from base 78 to 512 and encodes 144 amino acids.